UGUUUAGCUGUUUUUGCUAGCUGGACUAACUUUAGCCUUGACCUCUUAACCCAUCCCUAACUAAUUAUCUAUAAUAAUCUAUGAUGGCACCAUUGAGACAAAGUUUUGGACUUCAGACAUUUUUACCUAAAUUAAAUGUGUUAAAUACAUUUUUGGGGAAGAGAGCUAAGAGGAGGAGGAGGUUGUGACAGUGAGCAAAGGCAUGCAUGUUGAUAGGCUACUGUGGAUGUAUUUAUAACUUUUAGUAAUACGGUUUAACAGAAAUGAACAUGGAGCCUAAUUCAUAAUGAUGGAGAGAAAAAGGAAAAUGUGCAUCUGAAAUUACAUCAAAGUUUAAAUUUGUAAAUUGCCCUAUAAAUAGCUUAUAUUAGCCUAAAUCAAUAUAAGCUGUGUUUUAGCAAUCUUGCAAAGGUCCUGUCCCAAACACCAAAAUGUUACAAAGAAACGUUUUUUUGUAAGUUUAAACAAAAGGGCAUGCCAGACCUGAUUGGAGUAUCAUAUAACCUUAUUUCUUCCUCAAAUUGGUAUUUGAAAUAUAGCCUAUCAUGUGUUUGUGUGUUGUUGUUUUUUAAAAUAAUGUAAUCACCCUUAAUUCGCCCUAUCCAUCUGACUCUUACAGGUAGGCUUCCUGUCAAUACUUAACAUGGUGAAUAUGUCAGCCAUAUGUGCACCUGUAGAGCUGAGAAUGGAAGCUUUAGCUCUCUCACCUUUUGUUAGUUAAGUAUACUUGUGCGCGUGUGUGUGUGUGUUAAAUAAGUAUUCUACAUAUGGCCACAAAGCACGAUCAGGGAAUGCAUAUGAGAAGUGUGCGUAAAAGCGUGUGGUUGGCAAUCUAUAAUGUAUCUGCACGAGGCUCACCGUGCAGCACGUGCGCAGGCACCUGUCUGGCCCUGCCCACUGCAGUGCACCGUCUCCGUUAAAACGUGCAGGAAACUGGGCAAGUGCACGAGCCACUUUGGCUCUAAACGCCACAGCUAUGCUGCAAUGUGCUCAUGCCUAAAGAUCCAAAAUGGCGGCCAGUUUCCUCAUUCGGCGACUCGUCUGUAGGGUCCCUGCAGAACGGUUGCCGUGGUAACUGCAAACCAGAGCCUCUGUGGUUACGUAAUGCUUACAGCGGACAGUGUUUGUGUUGUGGAAGAGACUGAAAAGAUGACGAUGCAGACUUUGCACAUGGUGCGUCAGUUGAUUGAUGAGGCUGCUGUGCAGCAGAAUUGAUGAAACACUUUUUUUUGUGUGUGUGCAUCAUCGAGACAAAAACUUUACAACCUUUAGCUUAAGGAUAUAAAUAAGUCUACAACCUCCAUGUUUUAUAAUCAUAUAACUCUUAAGCAGGCUGAGCCUAUAGCGACAAAUUCGACUGUAAAGUUGCUGAAAAAAAUGACCUCAGUGUUUCUGCGGCAGGAGAGAGAGAGACAAAACAGAACAAAUGAGUGUGAGUGCGUGCAUGCGCGCAUGUGUGUGUGUUUGGGGAGGCGAGAGAGGAAGCUACAGAGAGGCAGGGAUGGGACGGUGCGCAGUUAAUCCAACUUGACUGAAGUUGGGACCUGAGCUUCAUCCCCGCGUCCUUGCGGAGAUGCGGCGGUCAUUGAAAGAGCGCACAUUUGAACAAUAAUCUAGACGGUCACUGUUGGAAAAGUCAAGAUGACAAUACCGAAAGACAUCCCGGAGAAAUGGUUUCCACUCGUCCUUUCCCUAAAAAGAAAGAAACAGAAAGGACUAAAUGGAGCCAAAUCGAAAAAGAGGUGUACAGAGGAGGAGAGGAGGGUCAGAGCCAAUGACAGAGAGUACAACGAAAAGUUUCAGUACGCGAGUAACUGCAUUAUGACAUCCAAGUACAACAUUGUCACCUUUCUGCCCGUCAACUUGUUUGAGCAGUUCCAGGAAGUAGCCAACACCUACUUCCUUUUCCUGCUCAUACUGCAGCUAAUACCUCAGAUCUCCUCCCUCUCCUGGUUCACUACCAUUGUGCCUUUAGCUCUCGUGCUGACCAUCACCGCAGUAAAGGAUGCCACAGAUGACUAUUUUCGUCACAAGAGUGACAACCAAGUGAACAACCGUCAGUCUCAGGUCCUCAUCCGUGGCUCGCUACAGAAUGAAAAGUGGAUGAACGUUCGAGUGGGUGAUAUCGUCAAACUGGAAAACAAACAGUUCGUGGCAGCUGACCUGCUCCUGUUGUCCAGCAGCGAACCUCAUGGACUCUGUUACAUUGAGACAGCCGAGCUAGAUGGAGAGACCAAUAUGAAGGUUCGUCAGUCUGUCUCAGUGACAUCUGAACUUGGAAACCAGAACAACUUGGCUUCAUUCGACGGUGAGGUGGUGUGUGAACCCCCCAACAACAAGCUGGAUCGUUUCUGUGGGACUCUGUACUGGAGAGACAAGAAAUACACCCUGACGAACCAGAACAUGCUGCUACGAGGAUGCGUCCUCCGCAACACGGAGGCCUGCUACGGCCUGGUCAUCUUCGCAGGCCCAGAUACCAAGCUAAUGCAGAACAGCGGUCGCACCAAGUUUAAGCGUACGAGCAUUGAUCGCCUGAUGAACACUCUGGUCCUCUGGAUCUUUGGCUUCCUGGUGUGUAUGGGUGUGAUCCUGGCUGUGGGUAACGCAGUGUGGGAGAGAGAGGUUGGCUCCCUGUUUCAGAGCUAUCUGCCCUGGGACCCCCCUGUGGACAACUUCCUGUUCUCGGCCUUCCUCUCCUUCUGGUCUUACGUCAUCAUUCUCAACACCGUGGUGCCUAUCUCUCUGUAUGUCAGUGUGGAGGUAAUAAGGCUGGGUCACAGCUACUUCAUUAACUGGGACCAGGACAUGUUCUGCUCACUGUGUAACACAGCAGCUGAGGCCAGGACCACCACUCUGAACGAGGAGCUGGGCCAGGUUGAAUACAUCUUCAGUGACAAGACUGGAACUCUCACUCAGAACAUCAUGAGCUUCAAUAAGUGCUCCAUCAAUGGACAGACUUACGGGGAAGGAACGGACCCGUUGGCACCUCAGCCAAAGAGAUUGGACUUCACCCUCUUCAACCCCCUGGCGGACCUGGACUUCUGUUUCUAUGACGACACCCUGCUGGAAUCAGUGAAAGUGGGAGACGCACACACUCACAAGUUUUUCCGCCUGCUAUCCCUCUGCCACACCGUUAUGAGUGAGGAGAAGAGCGAGGGAGAGCUGGUUUACAAGGCUCAAUCGCCAGAUGAGGGGGCUCUAGUGACAGCAGCUCGAAACUUCGGCUUUGUGUUUCGCUCCCGAACACCUGGGACGAUAACUACGACAGAGAUGGGACGACCUGUCACCUACACUCUGCUUGCCAUACUGGACUUCAACAACAUACGCAAGAGGAUGUCUGUUAUAGUGCGUAACCCAGAGGGUCGAAUCCGUCUGUACUGUAAAGGAGCUGACACUGUGCUGCUGGAGAGACUUCACCCCUGUAACCAGGAACUAACCAAUGUCACCUCGGACCACCUCAAUGAGUAUGCAGCCGAUGGUUUGCGGACGCUGGCGCUGGCCUACAGGGACCUGUCAGAGGACGAGUGGGAGGCAUGGUCAGAGAGCCACCGCUACGCUGACAAGGCCGUCAGCUGCAGAGAGGAACGACUGGCAGACGCUUAUGAGCAGAUAGAACAAGACAUGAUGCUCCUGGGUGCCACAGCUAUAGAGGACAAGCUGCAGGAAGGCGUCCCAGAGACCAUCGCUGUCCUCUCUCUGGCUAACAUUAAGAUCUGGGUUCUCACUGGAGACAAACAGGAGACAGCUGUCAACAUAGGCUAUUCCUGCAAGAUGCUUACAGAUGACAUGACCGAGGUGUUCAUCAUCUGUGGACACACUGUCCAGAGUGUACGGCAGGAGCUCGGGAGGGCGAGGGAAAGGAUGAUCGAGCUGUCAAGAACCCGAGAUGGAGGGAAGGAGGAGGGGAUGGAGGGAUGUUUCAUGGGUAACGGGUUCAGAGAAGGACAAGAAGGAGAUGGUACGGGAGGAAGAGAAGGAGGGAAACAGCUGCAGUGCCCUCCUCCUUCCUCCAACCUCAUGGACAACAUCUCUGGAGAGUUUGCCCUCGUAAUCAACGGACACAGUCUGGCCCACGCACUAGAAGCAGACAUGGAGACGGAGUUUGUGUCGACAGCGUGCGCGUGCAAAGCAGUGAUCUGCUGCCGAGUCACCCCGCUGCAAAAAGCUCAGGUGGUGGAGCUCAUCAAGAAACACAAGAAGGCCGUCACUCUGGCUAUAGGAGACGGAGCUAAUGACGUUAGCAUGAUCAAAAGUGCUCAUAUCGGAGUUGGUAUCUCAGGUCAGGAGGGGAUCCAGGCUGUGCUGGCCAGUGACUACUCCUUCUCCCAGUUCCGCUUCCUACAGCGCCUGCUGUUGGUGCACGGCCGCUGGUCCUACCUGCGCAUGUGCCGCUUCCUCUGCUACUUCUUCUACAAGAACUUUGCCUUCACCAUGGUGCACUUCUGGUUUGGCUUCUUCUGUGGCUUCUCUGCACAGACCGUGUAUGAUCAGUACUUCAUCACUCUCUACAACAUUGUCUACACCUCCCUCCCUGUGCUGGCCAUGGGGAUAUUUGACCAGGAUGUUCCUGACCAGAGGAGUCUGGAGUAUCCUAAACUGUAUGAGCCGGGGCAGCUCAACCUCCUCUUCAACAAGAGAGAGUUCUUCAUCUGCAUCGCCCAGGGCAUCUACACGUCAGUGGUGCUGUUUUUUGUCCCCUGUGCAGUUCUGUCCGACGCCACUCAGAGCACCGGAGUGCCCCUCGCUGACUACCAGACCUUUGCAGUCACCACAGCAACAGCCCUGGUCAUUGUGGUCAGCGUACAGAUCGCUCUUGACACAGGCUUCUGGACUGUUAUUAACCAUGUGUUUGUGUGGGGCUCUCUGGGCCUCUUCUUCUCCAUCAUGCUCGCUCUGCACAGUCAGACCCUCUUCAUGAUCUUUCCCAAUCAGUUCCACUUUGUAGGUAGUGCCCAGAUCACAUUGUUGCAGCCAGUCGUGUGGUUAACUAUUGCGCUGGCGACAGCAAUAUGCAUAGUUCCAGUUUUGGCAUUCCGCUUCCUUAAGGUGGACCUCAAACCUCAGCUCUCAGACACGGUGCGCUACACUCAGCUGGUGCGGCAGAAGAAGCGAAAACCGGUAGAUCGUAGCGAGGGAGGUGCCUGCCGUGGGUUGGGCAGUGUGUCAGAGGGCCGUCUGGGUGCUCGUGGCGGUUCUAGAAGGUCAGGCUACGCCUUUGCCCACCAGGAAGGAUUUGGAGAGCUGAUCACUUCAGGAAAGAACAUGAGGCUCUCGUCUCUGGCCCUGGCCAACUUUGCCUCCAGACACAGCUCCGGCUGGAUCGACACGCUCCGCAGGAAGAAACCUACGCACGCUCACACAACUCCCAGCGCCUCCGGGGAGAGCAGCCCAGCACCCAGUUGUGUGUCUGGGUCAGUUCCGCCGCUCUCAAACUCCUCCUCUGUUCUGGGCGGCUCACAAGAUACACCCAUCGAGGAGGAGACAGGUGCAGCACCAGCCCAAAAUACACAGACUGUUCCCGCUUUAUCCACACAAACCCCAUCAGCUUCAGAAGACGCCGCACCUCAGGGUUCAGCCCAGGCCGUGGAUGCUGGCGUCCUUACCCCCGCAGCAGUGAGGUCCCGUGGGGGAGACUCACCUGGAGGCUGGACGAUCACUCUGGGCUCCAUGCAGGAAGCUCUGUUUGGUUGGAAGGCUCGGGCCACUGCAUCCAACAGCCCCCGCCCACCCUCUGUUCCCAUGGAAAGCAGCCAGAUUGAAUGAAACAUUCAGAACGAAUGGAGGAAUACCUUGUCCACUACUGUCCAUCACAUGUUUGCACACACAUAUAGGAUGUGUUGCCUGCUUUCCUGGAGAGAUACUGAGACAUAGAGAGCAGACUGUUAUAAAAAGCUGCCCAGUCAGUUCUCUCUGUUUCCAAACUGAAGCUUCGUUAAUAAGUCAAAUAAAUCUAAAUCAUAGGCAGAAGUGGCAUGGACCUUGUCAAACUAUAAAUUGGGAUUCAAUGGUGAUAUACAUGUUCCCACGCCAUAUAAUUACUGUUCAUGAAUGACUAGAAUAUCAUGAGAUUUACAGUAUUUCAAUAAAGGAAAUCAGCGGGUGCAGAAACAGGUAACGUCCUAUUAAUGAUGUAAAAGAUUGUUUCCACUUAUAAUUUCAAGUUAAGCCUCGCUCACAACCAAGCUCCCCUCAAAAUCAACAAUGGGUUGUAUGAAUGAGCUGAAUAACAAGACUUUUAAUCAGUGCAGUGCAGGCAUUUUUUGUAAAGGUGUUUUUGUUCACGAUAGUUCUCAGUGAGAACGGUGCUUUAUGUUACAGGACACUGCAAAACUGGUGCAGGACUUGUGUCCUUUAUCUCCCAUUGAUUUUGUCUUCCUUGUUAUACCUUUACUUCAAAUGUUUUCCUUUUCUUUUUGCAUCAUAUUGAUGUGUUUUAUAAUGGUCUAGUUGAGUUGCACUUAAAGCAAGCUGUCAGUGCUUUUUCUCCUCUUUGCAGGUUUUUUGUUUUGUUUUGGUCUGACAAAGGGCCGAAUCAUGUUGACAAACUGCCACAAGCUUACUUUAGGUUAGACCUUGGGCAAAGUGCAAAAGAAAAGGCAGUAACAGACAUUUAAAGGUGAUUUGUCAAAACCGUCAUUUCAAUGAAGUGCUUUAAAUUUGUCCAUGCAUAAAGGGAAGGUGUUUGUGGAUGAUUAUGCCUUAACAAUGCCUCCAUUUUGGUCUUCUAAAGCUCUUCUGGUUCCUGAUCCAUCAAUCAAGUACAACAUCCCGUCUGUGUUGCAAAUGCUACUGUGAAUUACGGACCCUUACCCAAGUUGGAGUGAGAUAAUAAGUAAGUAGGGUAACCAGAGGAACAAUAUAAACGUGCUCCAGGAUCAGUCCCUUCUAUUGCAGUCUUCAACAAAGUAGCUUUCAGACUGAAAACACCACAUUAUGCUAAUAUGAGCUGCAGAAACAAGGACAGAAAUGAAUGUACUGUUGAACUGGUGGUCAAUAAACUUGUCAUCUUUCUUUCAAAUGAGAGAAUCAAA
Anarrhichthys ocellatus (wolf-eel) is the source of this 7031-nucleotide messenger RNA. It is a transcript of the gene atp8b2, whose product is annotated as ATPase phospholipid transporting 8B2. Bases 1642 to 5763 code for a protein of 1373 amino acids. Gene Ontology annotation, cellular component: plasma membrane; trans-Golgi network. The record is from RefSeq and is a predicted model, not a curated record. Gene Ontology annotation, biological process: phospholipid translocation; Golgi organization. Gene Ontology annotation, molecular function: ATP hydrolysis activity; ATPase-coupled intramembrane lipid carrier activity; ATP binding. The transcript has 29 exons. Lineage: Eukaryota; Metazoa; Chordata; Actinopteri; Perciformes; Anarhichadidae.